UCGCGUUCGUUCACAUGAGUGCUCCUCGCCCCCGUCUCCCCGUGUACCUAGCUUGGUCGGAACACAGGCAGAAUAGGAAAUGGGCACUGCCCAACCCAAGGAGGCUGCUCAGCUUUUCAGGAAGGACAUUGUUUCCUCCAGAAAUGCCCCGUGAGAGGAACUUGAGAGCCAUUUACAGCGUCCUCAACAGGCCUUAUAGGAAGACCAGAAGAUGGUAAUGAUGCGGGUGUGCUGGUUGGUGAGACAGGACAACUGGCACCAGCGAAUUAAACUGCCACAUUUGAAAGCAGUCAUUGUGGGGCGUGGUCCAGAGACCAAGAUCACUGACAAGAAAUGUUCUCGACAGCAAGUUCAGUUGAAAGCAGAGUGUAACAAAGGAUAUGUCAAGGUAAAGCAGGUAGGGGUCAAUCCCACCAGCAUUGACUCAGUCAUAAUUGGGAAGGACCAAGAGAUGAAGCUGCAGCCUGGCCAGAUUCUCCACAUGGUGAAUGAACUUUAUCCAUAUAUUAUAGAGUUUGAAGAAGAGGCAAAGAGCCCUGUCCUGGACCCACACAGGAAGAGAAAGAGGUCAGGCAACAGUGAUUCUGCAGAAAGGGCUGCUGCCCAGGAAGCUGAGCCCAGUACAGGACUGGAACCUGGGAGCAACCCGAGCCAGUGCUCUAUGCCCCCAAAGAAAGAAAAAGAUGAAUCCACCAAAAAGAAAUCAUUGGGCCACUGGAGUCAAGGCUUGAAGAUUUCAAUGGAGGACCCCAAAAUGCAGGUUUACAAAGAUGAGCAGGUGGUGGUGAUUAAGGAUAAAUACCCCAAGGCUCGUCACCACUGGCUGGUCUUACCGUGGGCCUCCAUUUCCAGUCUGAAGGCUGUGACCAGAGAACACCUUGAGCUCCUCAAACACAUGCACACUGUGGGGGAAAAGGUGAUUGCAGACUUCGCUGGCUCUAGCAAACUCCGAUUCCGACUGGGCUACCACGCCAUUCCCAGCAUGAGCCAUGUACACCUUCAUGUGAUUAGCCAGGAUUUUGAUUCUCCUUGCCUUAAGAAUAAAAAGCAUUGGAAUUCUUUCAAUACAGAGUACUUCCUUGAAUCACAAGCUGUGAUUCAGAUGCUACAAGAGGCUGGCAGAGUGACUGUCCGAGAUGGAAUGUCUGAGCUCUUGCAGCUUCCUCUCCGUUGUCAUGAGUGCCAGCAGCUGCUGCCUUCCAUUCCUCAGCUGAAAGAGCAUCUCAGGAAGCACUGGCCGUGGUGAUUCUGCGGAGCCUGAACUUCUGCAGCAGAUCUUCUAAUUGCAUCCAGUUUCAUUUCCAACCUUAUUACUUUAUAUUUGCUGCACUUUAAUCUUUGUUGUAAAAUGUUUCGUGAGUUUAUCACUGGAAAAAAAGAAGGCAACACAACUGUGCUCAUUACUGUCUGUGAAAGAAAUGAAUAGCAAAUGUACAGUGGCCAGUCACGAACAGACUUGGGCAGAAGAGAUGUGAGUGGUCACUGAUCAUGACGCCCAUCUGUUGUAUUGUGGUUGGUGAACUGAAGGUUAGCACAAAAUUUGUAUCUUAUGUGAUGACUCAGGUUAACAUAUGGUGGUAACUGAAAUUUGAAUUGUUUUAUUGAAUGACUGGUGUUAUUUAAACUAUGGUAACUAAAAUUUGUACAUCUUGGAACUGUGCAAAGCAGGGGAUGCCUAUAACCUAUGCCAAUGAAUCACUUAUCUUUAAACCUCAUCUACUUAAUACUCUUGGGUCUCAGACUAACUCUGUUUUGUGUCAGAGUCUUGAGGCUAUACCACUCUGACCUUUGAAUCAAAAUUAUUGUAGAGAAGAUGAUCCCUGUGAUUAUCUUCUGAAAAUGAGUGCUCCUCUUGGCUUCCUACCUCCUAAUGAGGCCUUGAGAAGCUCUGCUUCUGACAUUUGUCAUUUCCUUCUAUGGACAAGACAGCAAAACCUUCUCUAUCUCUGCUGCCUGCUCUCCUCACUCUGUUUCUCCAUGACCUUGUGAUUUAGAACUGCCCUCCAGGAGCACAUGGCAGCCCUUGCUUGGCUUUAGAGCUCUUACCUUCCAGUCAGGAUGAAAGUUUUGCUUGAAACACCCACAGUGUCAGCCAGCUAGAUGCUGCCUUGCUAAUGAAUAACUCAUAAACCCAAAGGCACUGUUUUCCCUGAAGAAUGCCUCAUAGUGGCUGUUACAACCUCUAUUUCAAUCCUCAGGCCAGUCUGGUUUUUUCCCCUUUAAGAAUCUAAGUUUCAAAUACUCUUCUGUAGUAUUUAACAUGCACUUCAAAGGUUCACAGAGGAAAAAAGUUUCCUAAAGAGAUGCUGUCCCUCUUUUUCCUUCAGAACCUUUGAGGCAUUUUCAAUGUGCCAAAAUGGGUUUUAAAUGGAUCCAGAGAGAUUCCUUGUGCUUCUUUUGUGCCUCCAAGCACUUAGAACAUGGCUAGGCACAUAGAAAGCAUUUAACAAGUGCUUGUCACUCUGCUUAGUGAAAUGACAAGCUAUAGGUGUACUUUGAUUUACACUUCAAUUUUUUUCUGAAAAUUGAUUUUUUUGAGGAUGGGGAGGGAGACAUGAUACUGGAUUGGCAGGAGGGGAAGAAAACUUGCCCUGAGAAGAUUCAUAAUGUGGAUCCUCCUAACAGUGACAGUUUCAGACAUCUUUUUGUUGAUGCUUUUGCAAAUGAGUAGUUUGUGGGCAAAAUAUCUUUUGUUCAAAUGCAUAUUUUAAAUAUUUGCUUUAUAUAUGAUAGCUCUCUACUAGUGAAAAACUGUUGCAGUUGAAAUAAAAAGAUGAGGCCAUGAGACUUGGGAAAAGGUACUGUGACUUGUUCCCUGGAGGGGAAAAGCAUGAGACCUAAUGGGAAUUUCUCUCUUCUGGAGACAUGCUUAUGUCUAGGCUGUCAGUCUUCCCACUCAUUAGCAGUCUGGGCUGUUUUCCUUUUCAUUCUGUCUCACCUAUGAUAACUGUGAAUUCAGUGGACAUCUAAAUGUGUGUGUCGUGAGGGUAGCUUCCUCCUUUCUGCUGUUAUUUCUGAGCAGCCUAAGGGCUAUUUGAAGGUAGGGCCAAAUCCGCUGGGUAGCCUUGUCUUUGUUUCCUCUAGCCCCUAGCGGAGAAGAGGACUAUGUGCACUGUGGGUGUCUAGAAGUGCUUAUGGAGUGAUUAAAUCAUGCUUUCUUUAACAGCUUGUAAGAUUUACUCCGGGAGAAUCCAAGGUCAGUUACAAGAUCAGUUCAGGGCACAAGAGGAAGGAUCUGAGGGCUCAUGGUGCCAUGUCAUGAGGCUGGAUUUAGGAACAGAAAAGCAUGACUCUAGGAACUCCUUUCUGACAUGGUUCAUUACAUGAUUCAGAAUAUUUAAGGGUAAAGUGGCAGCUGCACACAGUCAAAAAGUCACACACAAUACCAGUGCUAAUUCCACCCCAAAACAGCACAGGUCAGGGGUUCUCAGUGCUUUCUCAAUUUGUUUUUUGUUCAUUCAUGUUAGUUUAUGUUUUAGAUGAAGAGUUUCAAGAAAGCAGGGUUCAGGGUUCAGGGCUGUAUGGUUUGAACUGUGACCUCCCCCGCCAGUUCAUGUUGAAAUCUCUAAAACCUAGUACCUCAGAAUGUACACACACACACACACAGAAGUUUCUAUGUUCCUUAAAAAAGACUUAAAUUGUAUUAUGAGCCUUUGUCUAUGGUGCAGCAGAAUUUUCUUUAACAUCAUUUUAGUGAUAUAUAAUAUAGCACUGAGUUGACGCAAUAGUUUACUUACCAGUUUCCCAAUUCUUGGACACUUGUUUCAAAUUCUAUAAAAAUAAAGAACUAUAAACAACAUGGACAUCUUUGACAACGGGUAUGUUUGAACAUACUUUUUUUUUUUUCUGUUUUGCAUUUCUUCCUAAGAGCACAUUCCCACUGGCUGAAUUACUGUGGGAAGAGAUACGUUUAUUUUUGUGCAGAAGCUUUGUGUAUGUCCUGCCGUUGGCAGUAGGAUCCCUUAGAGAGAAUUUUUAUCUGGGGCCACUCUUCUUAGUUUAACCUGUGCCAAGAUCCCCAAUGUCUUGGAAGCACUACUGCUGCUUUUGGGCAAUCAUCUAUCUAGUUUACAGCUAAUGCAUUUGGCCUAAUACGUUUGCAGGAUCAGUCUGAUAAAAUUCAAGGAUAAAUGAAUAGAUGGGACUGGACAGAGUGUGUCUCACACUCACACAAGGAGUUGGUUGAAGUGUCCUUAGACACCUCGUAUCCUCGGUGACACUUAAUGUGUCAGUGAAGGGGAGUGUGAGCACAGGAAAGCGGGCACAGAGAAGUAGCUCUGCCGUCCUGACCAGGGAGGAGACACAGGGGACCAUGUAGGACACUCAGCAACCACGUGGGUUGCUGUGCAACCCACUGUGCUAUGGGUCUUGCUUGGGCAACAAGAUAUCAAGUUUUCCUAGGGUUUAGGGGGCACGUCUCUUCCCGAUCCAUUAUAUCUCCUUUGUUCUGAACAGUCUUCUGACUGUUGAUUGGCUUCUUUGGUAUCUUCAUACCAGAAUGGUGGCAGCGCACCAUGUAACGUACUAUGUUUGCCUCUGUAUUCCAGCUACGAGGUUGCUACUCACGAAAGAACAUAGGACCUCCUGCUAUGCUUUGUGGGCUGACUUUAAUCCCCAAGCCAUUCUUGCUUUCUUAAUUUUACUUGAUUUUGGCCUCAUUUUUUUAUUUUGGAUUUAUUUGCUCUUGUAACAUGUUUGCAUAUUUCUAAGUGGCCUUAAAUUUGUUUUGGAGUAAGUCAUGGUUUGAAUGAAGAAUGAAAGAUUGGCUAGAUUCUGGGCUUAGGAAUUGGUCUGGUCCGUUUGGUAUGAGCUUGGUACUGAGAAGUCACUCAUCUUGGGUCCAGUGUCUGGAUCUGACUUAUCCAGGACCAGGCAGUCAGUGCUGAAGGUUCAGCCUCAGUGCUGUCCUUGAGGUCCUGUCAUUAAAAACCCAGCCCCUCUUAGGCUCUCCCCUCCUUCACUUUGUACCUCUUCAAAAUGGUAACAUAUAGAUCAUAUUUAUUCAAGGGUUAAAAGCCUACUUAGCAGUUAAGUAUGCUUACCCUAUUUGUCUUUUCUGCCUCCUUGUGUAUUUUACUUCUGUAUUUCAACCUAUAGAAACUUUAAUUUCGACUGAAGGAGAAAAGUGGAUUUGCUUUUAGCCUGGAUUAUUCUGCUAAGUGAAUGUUGUAAUUUUAUAAUUCAGAAUUUUGGAACAGAGCCCUUAUUAAAAGUUACUUAGCAACUUACAUCAUUGACUUUCCGGCAUCUUUUAAAAAAUGAAUUUACUUCUUCUUCCUCAAGGAGGCUCUUGAAAGUAGGGACCUCUUCAUAUUUGAAGUGCUCACAAAACUGAGACCAAGUCUUUUCACAAAGUAGUUCAUUACAAGUCUGUUGAACUGGAUACUCUCACCUUCAAACAGGCCUGAGAAAUAAAGAUGUCUGGGCACCCCAUCCUAAGAAACAGAAAACAGUCCUGCUAAUAAAUAUAUAUAGGAUUGAUAACCUCUACCAGAGACUCCACUCACUCAGUGAUGUCAAGGAAAGUCCCACCCACUAGAGGUGUAGCAGUAGGUUUUAGUUUAAAUUCCGUUUGCAAUCAGAGGAGCUUUGUUAAUUUUAAGAUGGAAAGGUAUUUGUAUGAAGAAUACCACGAAGAUUUUGCUUACUUUUAAUUUGGUAAAUGUCACUUUUAUUUAGUAGUUUGAAAUUAAAUCUCAAAUCUUUAUAAUAGUGAGAAACAGCCCAAAUAUUUCAUAUAUGGUAAGAAAAGGGCCAAAGCUUGUAGUUACAGCAGGCCUCGAGUCUCUGAUUUGAGGUGAGAAUGUGAUUCCUGUGGAAAUCCCUUCUAACCCUCCAGUACGUUUUCUUAAUUUCUUCCAUUGACUCAAGUAUUUUGAGGGCAUAUAUAGGCCGAGCCAUUUGAGCAUUUAAAAAUAAUAACUAUACUUUGGGUAUCCAGCUCAUUACUGUGAUAUUCCUUGGGAACAAAAGACACAGAAAAGGAAUUUUUUUUAAAAGGUGAAUUCCAUUCACUUGCAUUAUAUCCUGACUAGGGAGCUGAAAUAACCCAUUUUCAGAGCUCUUCAGGGUGAUUACUCUGCAUUUGCUGCAGAGUAGCCCUGGUCAGGAGAAAGGGUUUAAAUAAUCCCACCAGUGAUCUUUUUUUUUUUCUCUUUUGCUUUUUGCUCUGCACUUUCUUGUCAUUAUAACGGAUGCUUUCCUGCCUGUAUCUGUUGUUAAUGAAACAGCUUCUUUU
Camelus dromedarius (Arabian camel) is the source of this 6238-nucleotide messenger RNA. It is a transcript of the gene APTX, whose product is annotated as aprataxin. The record is from RefSeq and is a predicted model, not a curated record. The transcript is spliced from 9 exons. NCBI's taxonomy places the organism in Eukaryota, Metazoa, Chordata, Mammalia, Artiodactyla, Camelidae. Gene Ontology annotation, biological process: single strand break repair. Gene Ontology annotation, molecular function: mismatched DNA binding; single-strand break-containing DNA binding; protein binding. Gene Ontology annotation, cellular component: nucleus. Bases 212 to 1246 code for a protein of 344 amino acids.